AUGGCUGCUGCCAUGAAAAUCACCCUCGCCCUGGCGGCCAUGGCCAUCUUGAGCACCGCGUCAGCGAUGACAUACAACGUUGGCGAGCCGGCCGGCGAGUGGGGCUUCGGCAUCAACUACGGCAGCUGGGCAUCCUCCAAGCAGUUCAUCCCCGGUGACAGUAUCGUCUUCAAGUACUCACCGCAGGCGCAUGACGUGCUUGAGGUCAGCAAGGCCGACUACGACUCCUGCAGCGCCGCAAACCCAAUGACCACCCUCAAAACCGGCAACGACGUCGUCGCACUCCCCGCCACCACUAGUAGAAAACAGGACUUUCGUGGGAAUAGGGGAUACUCCGCGGCGCAGGCGCCGCCGCCGCUCUUCUCUGUGACGCAGAGGAGGAGCCGGAGCAGGGAGGGCAGGCCAGCCGGUGUUAUAAAAGCGACAAGCAAAUAA
Molecule: messenger RNA, 435 nt
Organism: Lolium rigidum
Lineage: Eukaryota; Viridiplantae; Streptophyta; Magnoliopsida; Poales; Poaceae
Product: uclacyanin 1-like
Exons: 2
Coding region: 1-435 (144 amino acids)
Cellular component (GO): plasma membrane
Molecular function (GO): electron transfer activity
Source: RefSeq, a predicted model, not a curated record